AUGAAGAUUUUGUCUUUUGAUAUCCUUGUGGUAAUUUUCUCAGCUGUCCUCUCAACAGCUCAUCAUGAAGUCUACCUUAACGUUACGGCCGUAACGCAUAUUAAUGGUGAAUCGGCACUGCAGUGCUGGCAGCUACCAGGCCGUUUCAGGGCGUCGUUGGAAGCCGGAGCGGCAAACGGGUCUUACGCCUUGCUCGGCGACAAGGCCGCCAACGCGAUACUCACCGUAAUCCCGGCGGGUUCGGACGGUGGCUUCCAUCACGCCGAGCCGCAGUGGGUAUACUUUAUCACAGGCCUUGCCCAUAUCACGCUUCCACUCAGUUCCGACCAGGCUUGGAUCAACGGCGGAAAGUACGGACUGGUGUGGAUUGGUGACCGGGCCAACGUGAGUCGUCUCGGACACCGUAUUUUCUUCGCCGAGCAGAGCGUGACGCUCAGCCUACUAAGCGAGGACGACCGCGAGCCGACACAUACAGUCGUUCGGCAAGGUGCCUGUCUGCCACAGGAUGUUCUGGGGCUGGCAACCCUGGGAGAAAAGUGUCCAGACUAUGUCGCUUGCGAGUAA
Molecule: messenger RNA, 564 nt
Organism: Pestalotiopsis fici W106-1
Lineage: Eukaryota; Fungi; Ascomycota; Sordariomycetes; Amphisphaeriales; Sporocadaceae
Exons: 1
Coding region: 1-564 (187 amino acids)
Source: RefSeq, a predicted model, not a curated record